AUGACUGACAAUCAUGGUGCAUAUAUAUCCGAUAACACCGAAGAAAUCAUUGAUGUAUAUCACAAUGAUAUUAUCAAUAAAAAUGUUACUUCAUCGAACGAAAAAGAAAAUUCUAACGAACCAAAUUCUCUUGAAAGGCUUCCAAACGAAAAAAAAAAGAAAAAAUUUGCUGGAACUGUAAGCGUUGCAAGUUUGUUUCGAUAUGCCACAGCACUUGAUGUAAUUUAUAUGUUAGUUGGCACUGUAGGAGGUCUUGGUAAUGGAGUUCUUUUACCAAUAAUGGUUCUUGUAUUUGGAGAUCUUCUAAAUUCAUUUACUGAUCGAUCUACUGAUUUAUGUGGACUUAAUUUUACAGCUAUUGCUAGUACAUAUUGUCCACCAGGUUAUCAAUUAACAGCAUCGAAUUAUUUGUCAUCGCUAUCUAUUUGUAAUUUUAAUGAAACUUCAUUCGAUUUUCAAAGUCAAAUACAAAAACAAGUAUUAUAUUUAGUUGCGCUUGGUUGCAUUGGAAUAGUAUUAGGAUAUGUUCAAGUACUAUUUUGGAGUGUGGCAGCUGAAAGACAAACUAAAGCUAUUAGAAAAAAAUUAUUUCAAUCAAUUCUACGAAAAGAAAUUGUUUAUUUUGAUAUACAUAAAGCUGGUGAACUUAAUACAAAAUUAACAGAUGAUGUUAAUAAAAUUCAUGAUGGAAUUGGAGAUAAACUUGGUUCAACAUCACAAUUUCUAGGUGCUUUUUUUACUGGAUUUAUUCUUGGUUUUGUUAAAGGAUGGAAAUUAACAUUAGUUAUAUUAUCUAUAUCUCCGUUACUAUUUUCCUCAGCUGUGCUUUUUUCCAAACUUGCUUCCGGUUUGACAGCAAUGGAAUUAAAAGCUUAUGGUAAAGCAGGAGCCAUAGCUGAAGAAGUAUUUAGUUCAAUUCGUACUGUUCUAUCUUAUAACGGACAAGAACGUGAAGAGAAAAGAUAUGAACAACAUCUUGGUGAAGCUAAAAGAAAUGGUAUAAAGAAAGGUGCAAUCAAUGGCUUUACAAUGGGUUGCGUAUGGUUUUUUAUCUAUUGUGCAUAUUCAUUAGGAUUUUGGUAUGGAGCAAAAUUAAUUCGAGAAGAAGGCUAUAAUAUUGGUGAUGUUAUCAUUGUGUUCUUUUCGAUUAUUAUUGCUAUUUUCAAUUUGGGUCAAGCUAGUCCACAUUUUCAAGCGUUAAGUCAAGCACGUGCGGCUGCUUACAUUACAUGGCAAGUUAUUGAUGAGCCAUCUAAAAUCAAUAGUGAUUCAAAAACAGGUCUGAAAAAAACCGAUCUUAUUGGUGAUAUUCGUUUUUCAAAUGUUCAUUUUUCUUAUCCAUCACGACCUGGUGUUAAAAUUCUUAAUGGUAUCUCAUUUGAUGUGAAACGUGGUCAAACGAUUGCUCUGGUUGGAUCAUCUGGUUCAGGAAAAUCAACAUGUGUACAAUUAUUACAACGAUUCUAUGAUCCUGAUUCAGGUUCAGUUUUUAUUGAUGAUCAUCAAGUCAAUGAAUAUAAUUUAAAAUGGUUAAGACAACAUAUUGGUGUUGUUAGUCAAGAACCAAUUUUAUUUCAAGCAACUAUUCGCGAAAAUAUUUUAUUUGGAAGAGAUACAGCGACUGAUGACGAGGUUCAUACAGCAGCAAAAAUGGCUAAUGCACAUAAUUUCAUUAUGUCUCUACCUGAUAAGUAUGAAACUCGAGUAGGUGAACGUGGAGCCACGCUCUCAGGUGGACAAAAACAAAGAAUUGCCAUUGCUCGAGCAUUAAUUCGAGAUCCAAAGAUUCUACUUCUUGAUGAAGCUACUAGUGCACUUGAUAAUGAAAGUGAAAAAAUCGUUCAAGAAGCUUUAGAUCGUGCUGCUCAAGGUCGUACAACAUUAGUGAUUGCACAUCGUCUAUCAACAAUUCGUAAUGCUGAUAAAAUUGUUGUUAUGCAUAAAGGUAAUGUAGUUGAAGAAGGUGAUCAUGAAUCAUUAAUGCGUGCUCGUGGAACUUAUUUUACUCUUGUUGAACAACAAAAUUUACGUAGAGCUGAAGAAGAAGAACAAUUAGCUUUUGGACAAAAUGAAAAUCCUGACGCGAUUGUUGCACAUCAAACUGAAGACGUUCACUUAGCUUUCACAAGAAGACGUGCUUCAACUAUAGUUAGUAUAACAUCAUCAGUUCGGCAUGCAUUGUAUGGUAAAAGGAAGAAUUCAAGAACAGGUGAAAGUGUAAAUGAAGAAGACAUUGAAAAAAAAAAGCCAAAUGCUACUCUUAAAAUGUUAAAAAUGAACAAACCAGAAUGGGUAUUAAUAUUAAUUGGAUGCAUUUCAUGUCUAUGUAAUGGUGGUAUUCAACCAGCAUUUGGUGUUGUUCUAAGCAAGCUAACAGCGGUUUUUCAAGAAUGUGAUAAAGAAGUUCAAAAGAAUCGAGUUCUACUCUAUAUACUUUUAUUUAUUGCUUUUGCUAUUAUAAUGUUAAUCACAAUGUUUCUUCAGGGUUUUUUAUUUGCUUGUUCCGGUGAAGCUCUAACGAAAAGAUUACGUUCUAAAACAUUUCAUGCUAUUCUACGUCAAGAAAUUGCUUAUUUUGAUAAUCCAAAUAAUAAUACAGGAGCAUUGUGUACACGUUUAGCAACUGAAGCAUCUUCUGUACAAGGAGCAACCGGUGUUCGUAUUGGAUUAAUGAUACAAAAUUUUGCUGCACUUGGUGUUGGUAUUAUACUCGCUUUUGUAUUUUCUUGGCAAUUGACACUACUUAUUCUUGCUUUUAUUCCAUUUAUGGUUGCUGGAGGUUUUUUACAAAGUCGUUUAAUGACUGGAUUUUCUAGUAAAGAUAAAAAAUCAUUUGAAGAUGCUGGCAAAAUAACAGUAGAAUCUAUACAAAAUAUUCGAACAGUUGUACAAUUAACAAAAGAAGAUUAUUUUUACGAAGAAUAUUGUACAUAUCUUGAAAUACCUUAUCGAUCAUCAAUAAAACGAGCACAUCUCUUUGGUUUAUUCUUUGCAUUAACAAACUCGGUUAUGUAUUUUAGUUUAGCAGCAUUAUUUAAACUAGGUGCUUAUUUAGUUGAAACCAAUGCAAUAUCAUUUGAAGCUCUUUUAUUGUGUUUUAAUUGUAUUGUAUUUGGUGCACAAAGUGUUGGACAAACAGCAUCCAUGUCUCCAGAUUAUACAAAGGCUGUUGAUGCUGCUGAAAAGAUUUUAGAAUUGUUGAAUCGAAAACCAAUAAUUGAUAAUGGUUCACGUGAUGGUGAUGAAAUUUCUAACUUUCGUGGAGAAUUAGAGUUUGAUGGUGUUCAUUUCAUUUAUCCAAACAGACCAGAAUCAAUUAUUCUUAGAAAUUUCAAACUUAAAAUUCAACCUGGUCAACAAGUUGCAUUAGUUGGUACAUCUGGUUGUGGAAAAUCAACAACUAUUCAAUUAAUCGAACGUUUCUAUGAUGCAAAUAUUGGUCGAUUGUUAGUUGAUUCAAAAGAUGUUCGAAGUCUUAAUCUUCAUUGGUAUCGAUCACAAAUUGGUAUUGUUUCUCAAGAACCAGUUUUAUUUGAUAUGUCAAUAAGAGAAAAUAUUGCUUAUGGUGAUAAUAGUCGAAGUGAUAUUCCCAUGGAUGAAAUCAUUCAAGCAGCUAAAUAUGCUAAUAUACAUAAUUUUAUUCAAAAACUUCCAAAAGGAUAUGAAACAAAUUGUGGUACAAAAGGAGCUCAAUUAUCAGGCGGAGAAAAACAACGAAUUGCCAUUGCUCGAGCACUAAUUCGAGAUCCAAAGAUAUUGUUAUUUGAUGAAGCAACAAGUGCAUUGGAUAGUGAAAAUGAAAGGAUAGUUCAAGAAGCAUUAGAUCGGGCUCAACAAAAUCGAACAUCCAUUACAAUAGCACAUCGUUUAUCAACAAUUCAAAAUGCAGAUAUGAUCUGUGUUUUACAUAAUGGAGUUAUAGUUGAAAGUGGAACUCAUCAAGAAUUACUUGCUCUCGGUGGUCGUUAUUAUCGUUUAGCACUUGGAAAACUCAUAUAG
Messenger RNA from Rotaria sp. Silwood1, 3999 nucleotides. NCBI's taxonomy places the organism in Eukaryota, Metazoa, Rotifera, Eurotatoria, Philodinida, Philodinidae. The record is from the annotation of a GenBank genome assembly.